AUGGCCUCGGAACAGCCUCAAGCUCCUCCAGCAGCUCCUGCGCCAGCUGCCAACGGCCAGAUCACUGAAGGUGAGCUUUGGCUCUCUCUUGCGAAGCUGACAAUAGACGAGGCGUCGCUCUAUGACCGCCAGAUCCGUCUGUGGGGUCUCGAGGCGCAGAACAAGAUGCGCUCUUCGACUGUGCUCGUCCUUUCGCUGCGCUCGCUCGCCCACGAGACCAUCAAGAACCUUGUUCUCGCUGGUAUUGGCCGCAUGAUCAUCAUGGACGGCGAGGACGUCACUGAGGAAGACCUCGGAGGCGGCUUCCUCUUCCGCGAGGAGGAAGGUGCUGUGGGCAAGAACCGUACCGAGGCGGCCCUUCCUCAAAUUGCCUCGCUCAACCCGCUUGUCAACCUCACUGCCCUCCCCACUCUGGAGCCCUUUGUUGGAGGAGACAAGGAGAAGAUGGUCGAGUUCCUCGAGAAGGAAAAGGUCAACGUUGUGGUUGCGUGCGACCUUGCAGCGGCGCAGUUGGAGACGAUUGAUGCGGCUGCCCGCCAGGCCAAGGCAAUGUUCUACGGUGCCGGAACGUAUGGCUUCUACGGCUACGCGUUUGCGGACCUCGGCGAGACCUACGAAUAUGUUGUGACUCCCGCCGCCACGUCCGUGAACCCCAACCCCGCGCUCGUUCAGAAGACCGCGCGCUAUUCGACCCUCGAGGCUUCCAUUGAUAAGACUAACUGGUCGCUGGAUCUGAAGCAGGCUGAGAACGGUGGCAGCCCAUUCCGUGGACUCUCCCGCCAGGACAGCAAGGCGCUGCAGCCCCAGCUGCCCAUCGCCAUCCUCGCUGUCUGGGAGUUCUCGAAGCGUAACAGACAGCUGCCAACGGGCACUGAAGGCCAAGUGGACGAGCUCGCCAAGAUUGCCGAGGAGCUCCGCGUCAAGCUCGGCGUCAACGAAAAGGUCACUCCUUCCAUUGACGCUGCCGUUAUCGAACACCUUGCCGCGCACGCUACGCACUUCUUCGCCCCCACGCUUGCCAUUGUCGGCGGCCUCCUGGCGCAGGACGUCCUCCGCGUGCUCUCGCACAAGGACACGCCCAUUGCCAACCUCCUCGUCGUCGACAGCCUGAGCGGCGCCGGUGUCGUGUCCCGCUGGGCCAUGGCUCCCGUGUAA
Molecule: messenger RNA, 1155 nt
Organism: Apiotrichum porosum
Lineage: Eukaryota; Fungi; Basidiomycota; Tremellomycetes; Trichosporonales; Trichosporonaceae
Exons: 7
Coding region: 1-1155 (384 amino acids)
Biological process (GO): protein sumoylation
Cellular component (GO): cytoplasm; SUMO activating enzyme complex
Molecular function (GO): SUMO activating enzyme activity
Source: RefSeq, a predicted model, not a curated record